Messenger RNA from Pochonia chlamydosporia 170, 285 nucleotides. RefSeq lists its product as hypothetical. Lineage: Eukaryota; Fungi; Ascomycota; Sordariomycetes; Hypocreales; Clavicipitaceae. Bases 1 to 285 code for a protein of 94 amino acids. The record is from RefSeq and is a predicted model, not a curated record. The transcript has a single exon.
AUGCGCAUUCUCCAUCGCAUGGCACUCAUUACCCCCAAUAGGCACCUCAAUUUCCUACCUCUUCACCUUCAUGCAUCAUAUUCUCACUGCACAUCCCAUUUCCCCACGACUAAUGUCCUCCGUGCAAGUGGAACCCUCAAACACCAUCCGGUUGGUACAUGGCGACAACCACGACUCUCCCUCUCCCUCUCCCUCUCACGCAACCAACUCCAUGUCCAUCAAAUGGCAACAUCCCAACUCACAAUGCAGCAACGUCCGUGCCGUCCACCAACCCUGACUCACUGA